This is a messenger RNA of Talaromyces proteolyticus, 2809 nucleotides long. RefSeq names its product chromosome segregation protein. Gene Ontology annotation, cellular component: nuclear replication fork. Gene Ontology annotation, molecular function: chromatin binding; protein binding. Gene Ontology annotation, biological process: mitotic cell cycle; DNA-templated DNA replication; DNA repair. NCBI's taxonomy places the organism in Eukaryota, Fungi, Ascomycota, Eurotiomycetes, Eurotiales, Trichocomaceae. The record is from RefSeq and is a predicted model, not a curated record. The transcript is spliced from 8 exons. Bases 119 to 2635 code for a protein of 838 amino acids.
CUGAUGCUUGGAAGUAAAAUCACGACCGCAUUCUAUUACAAUUGUCCCAAAGAUACCCCUUCAUAAAUUGCUUACAUUACUAUUUCCUAAUUACAAUAUCCCACUCGAAACAAAAUACAUGUCCUUGGAAGGAAUCCGGCCUAGGCCGAGGCCAGCUCACCCCCCUGGGACAACGGUCUUGACGUAUACAUCCGAUGGACGAUAUCUUAUAACUGCCGGCUCCAAUGCUCUGAUUCGUAUCUUCAAUGAUGGAGAUGAUGGCGAGCCAAGGACACUUGAGGAUGGUGCUGCGGAGAAUUAUCUUGGAGUUGCGGCAACGAAAGAUGCAUUCAUUCUGGGCGCAGAAGAUGGUACGGUUUGGCGCUACGAUGUUGAAACUGGUAAAACGGAUAAGCUUCUCGUACGCUGUCUACUUCCAGUUCGCGACCUUGCUAUUUCAAGCGACGGAGAAUGGCUUGCUGUUGCCAGCGAUGAACUUACUGUGAAGAUUGUCAACACCGACGACAUGACCAAUGUGAAAUAUUUGAGAGAGCAGACGAAAGGAUCGAAACAUGUGACUUUUGAUCAAACUGGCCGAUUUAUUGCCGUCUCGUGUACAGAUGGAUUUUUAUACAUUUAUUCAGUGGAAUCCGACGAGCCGCAGCUGGUACGAAAACUGGAUGGAGCUAUAAGGCGACUUGAAGCAACAGAUGACGCAACAUCGCGAGCAGCAUGGCAUCCGGGAGGCACAGCCAUAGCGUUGGCUCAAGCCAACCGAGACAUUGCUAUCUUCUCAACCUCCGACUGGACCCCGCAGAAGCCGUUUACUGGUGGACACAAUGGCGAGAUCACUGCCAUAGCAUGGUCCCCAAAUGGUGAACUUCUAGCAACUGCUGGGUUUGACGGACAGAUUCUGCUUUGGGAAACGAAUACCCAAAAAAUCCUGAAACGAUACAAAUUUGCGAAUGUGACUAAUCUUUCAUGGCAUCCCACUAGAAACGUGUUUUCGUUCUCGACAUCAUUUGGCGAGGUUUAUAUUCACGAGUACUUUGUGUCCAGAGAGCACGUGUCCAUCUUGGAGAAGAGCGGAGAGUCUGCUCUGCGCGGAGGACCGCUGGGAGAAACCUCAGGAAAUGCCAGAAAGCCUAUGGUUGAUCGAUCUAAAUCGGGAGAAGAAAAUGGACGCAGAAGAGCAGGCUCUCUUGACUCACUGGAUGAUCUUUUGGGAUCUGCAGGGGACGAAGACGGUUUCGUGGAUGAUGAUGACGGUGCUGGUUACGCAGAGGAUGUCAAUGCUUUCGGUAAACGAACAAAUGGCCACUUGGAUGGACCUGAAGGACGUCAGCAAAAGCGCUUUGCGUCUUACUGGGAGCCCACCGUUCAUGCUCCAUUUCAACCAGGAAGCACUCCUUGGCGGGGAAACCGAUGUUAUCUUUGCUUGAAUCUUACUGGAGCCGUGUGGACUGUUGAUCAGGAAUCUCACAACACGGUUACUGUCGAGUUCUAUGAUAGUGAACUACAUAGGAACUUUCACUUUACUGACCCUUACCGCUAUGACAAAGCGUGCCUCAAUGACAAUGGCACAUUGUUUGCUUCAUCUCCAGUGGAUUCUCCGGCAACAAUUUACUAUCGUCCCCAUGAAACUUGGACGACUCGGGGAGAUUGGCGAACCCAAUUGCCUGCAGGCGAGACCGUCAAAGCUAUUGCACUGAGUGAUUCUUAUAUCGUCGCUUUGACUUCGGCAAAUUACAUACGUAUCUACACGCUGUAUGGAACGCCAUUCCGCAUAUAUAGGCAAAAGAGCCAGGCUAUUACCUGUGCAGCAUGGCGAGAUUAUGUAUUGACUAUUGGGAAUGGGCCGGUUAGUCACAAUGGGGGCUCGUCCAUGACCUACUCUAUUGAGAAUGUCAAACGUGAUGAGAUUUGUCAAAACGAGGAUAUUGUGGCUAUAUCGGAGGGAGAAGAACUGAAAAGCGUCUUUUUCUCUGAUGCUGGAGAUCCCUGUAUUUAUGAUUCGGAAGGAGUUCUGCUGGUGCUACAGCAUUGGAGAACACCCGGACAAGCUCGAUGGGUUCCUCUCCUCGAUACCAAGCUUCUUGAACGAUUGUCCAAGGGCCGUAAAGAGGAGACAUACUGGCCCGUGGCUGUGGCACAAGAUAAAUUCCAUUGCAUCAUUCUCAAGGGCGGGGAAACUCACCCAUACUUCCCAAGGCCUCUUUUGAGCGAGUUUGACUUCAAGAUGCCAGUCUCUACAGCACCUCCCAAAGCAAACGAGGACGAGGCUGAAUCAGAUACACGCAACGAUAUUAUGCGAUUUGAGGAGUCUUUCGUGCGGGAGAACCUAUUCCUUAGUCUUUUCCAAGACGUUAUAUCCACAACCAACGCUACUCGUAACCAGCGUGCUGAGCUAGCACGGAAAGAGGUUGAAUUAGACAAGAUCUUGUUACAAAUGCUUGCAAUCGAGUGUCGUGAAGGCGAAGAUCGUGGUAUGAAGGCUCUCGAGCUGGUGGAAAUGAUGCGGGAUCGUUCUGGUAAAAUGCUGGAAGCCGCAGCGAAGAUUGCUCAGAGAUACAAUCGUUCCAUCCUCGAAGACAAGAUCCGAGAGCUGGGUGAGCGACGACUCAUGGGCAUGGAUGAGGACGACGAACUUGCUUGAACGCAGAAACUAAUUACAUGAUGUGAAUGAACGGGCUUUGCUUUUAUUGGGAUACGAUGAUCUUAAUGUAGUGCUGUCAUGUGUCAAAUACGACCAACCUGAUUGGCUGCCUGGCUAUUGUAGAUACUGUGCAUAAACAAUUGCUAAUCAAAUAACUGUAAAAGUUAAAGUGGG